This is a messenger RNA of Solea senegalensis (Senegalese sole), 5460 nucleotides long. Its product is annotated as golgin subfamily A member 4-like. Gene Ontology annotation, cellular component: actin cytoskeleton. Gene Ontology annotation, biological process: actin filament organization. NCBI's taxonomy places the organism in Eukaryota, Metazoa, Chordata, Actinopteri, Pleuronectiformes, Soleidae. The coding region runs from base 475 to 5457 and encodes 1660 amino acids. The record is from RefSeq and is a predicted model, not a curated record. The transcript is spliced from 17 exons. Gene Ontology annotation, molecular function: actin filament binding.
AACCAAUGACCUUCUUGCUGGGAGGCAACACUGCUACCCACUUCACCAUUAUGUGACCUCUUUUUUUCAGUUUUUAGUUGUUAUAUUUGCAACUAUCAAGCAAUGUUCACAGGUCAUUAAGAUGGAUGUAAUUACCUGCCAGUAGGAGCAUAUUAAUGGCUGGAUAUCAAGUCAGUGCAGUAAAAACCUGCACAUGUUGCCAACUCAGGACUCUUUGAGCCUUUUUCAAUUGAUUUCUCUGUCGGUGUGCUGCGGCCACAGAUUGAUUGCCUCUGGAAUCGGUGAGGUUGCAUUUCGUGAGUCUGGAAUUGACUGCCUACGUCUGAUCUAUUUCCAUUGCUCAAGUGUGAUUAGGUUUAAUGUGUGUGUGCGCGCGCGUGUGUGUUCUUCCAUCACAGUCAGACAGAUUGUACUUAAGCAAAUUAAGAGCUCUUGGGAGGAUUAAAAAGUUCUCUCCAGGGGUGAUUGGAUUGUAUGUGUCAAAGAGUCCAAGCAGGGAUGGGGGUGAGCAAGAAGAGAUGUGAUCUCUUACAUGAUCAGCUAACAGUGCCUCUGUCUACUGGUGGUAAACAUGCUGGCAGCACUACAUCUAAAUCCAGUGUCAGCUGUGGAAGGAGCAACAACCAAAGCGCGCCUGCGAGUGUCAGUAAAGUCGGUGGCAGCUUGAAAAGAAGCAGCCUCAGCCACCAAACCACCGUUGGUCACCGGGGUUCCAGACAUGGAUCUCGUACAGGGAAACCAUCUUUCCGCCUCUGCGGCAGCCGGAGCUUCUCGUCCCUCCACACCACCUCUCUCACUGCUGCCCCGUUCAUAAGAAGCAGCCGUUCCCUCAGCAGACUUGACCAAAGACCCACUGGACAAGAGUCACACAAUGCAGUUCCAGGCUCAAAAGUUAAAGGAGGGCAAACAUCAGGCAAGAAAAUGCAGGAGUCUACCUCUGAGGAGCAAAUCAGGGAUAAUAAAGACCAGUGUCGUGUUGAUGUGGAGAAAAUGAAAACAAGCUGCUCCUCUGAACUACCCGAGUCUUCCUCAUCACCAUUAACUGCAACUUAUCACCAGUGCAACAAAGUAAAGACCGAAGAUGAUGCGUACACACUCUGUGCGAUGACCUCUGGGGUCAUGAGACACAACUGGGUCCAAGCAUUGUUGAAGAAUGUGAAGCCCAGUCUUACACCUGAAGUCACAACUACCCUUUCAGCCCAGACAGCACAUCAGCAAGCUGAAUUUGGGUUGAAAUGUGAAAACGACUGUAUGCAAGAGCACAGGACUGGUGACUUAGCAGAAGAUUCACAUCAACAAGAGGACAAACUGAAGUCAGAGAAAGGGCAGCGUUCUGCAGAUGACAGCUCACCUCUGCCUCCUAUCAGUCCUCCUCUACAGGUGGAAGAUGACCACUGUCCUUCCUGUCACCAGUGUCCACUUCUUGUGGAAACCUCACAAACUGAUUUAGGGAGUGAAAGCCUCGUCAUACCUGAGUGCGUGACAGAGAGGGAAACCCUGCCUUGUGAGGACCAACAGCAAACUGCUCAGCUCGUCAAAGAGCUGGAACAAACACUGAGGGAACUGUCUCGACUUGAGCAGUUAAACAGGAAUCUGCAGGAUGAACUACAGCGUGAGAAAGAAAGACAAUCAGUUCAUCCGCAGAAUGAGCGUUCAAAUUCCUCUGAACAAGCUUUGACACUGCAACGACUGCAGAAGAUAAACACUGACCUUCACCUUGAGCUGGAGGCACAGAAGAGGAGUCAGGAGGAGACCAGAGAAGCUGAACUUCAGCGGAGAGCAGAUCUCUUAGCGCAACAAGCCCAGUUACUGGUCACGGGUGACGCCACUGCACUUGCACAAGCUCAUCUAGAGCAAGAUCGACAGCGGUUCUGUGAGCAGCAGAUGAAGUGGGAGCAUUCUGUGUCCUCCCUGAGGUCCCAGCUGAGCACCAGCGAGGAGCGGAGGAGGGAGGCUGAGUCCCGCCUGACACAGCUGCAGCAGGAGAUGCAGAGUUUUUACAGUCUCCAGCUAGAGGCGGAACAGUUGCAGAAACAUCUUCACGAGGUGAAAACUAAGCUGUGCUCUAAUGAGGAAGCCCAGGCUGAAAAAGAGGCCCGUCUGCAGAAGCACCUCAUGCUCCUACAAGCAAGUCAGGACAGAGAACGAAGGAGCUUGGCUUCUAGUCUGGAGCAGGCUGAGCAACACUCACAAGAGCUUCAGGAGAGACUGGACCAUGCCGAGCAGCAGAUGGAGAGUCUGAGUAAAAGUCAGACCUGGACCAAAGAAAUUGAAGAGGUUCAGCAGCAGCUCCAAGAGGAGCUAUCACGCACAGUAUCUGCUGUGCAGAAACUUCAAGAGGAAAGAGAACAGCUUGAUCAACGGUGUCAAGAGCUGCAGGGUCAGUUAUCCGAGGCAGACGGGGAAGUGAGCAGGCUCCAGAGCCGCUUGAAAACAGAUGAGACGCAGUACUACAAUCUGGAGCAUUCAUAUGAGAGAGUUUGCGAGGAACUGCAGGUGGCUUUGGGGAAGGUGCAGCAGAGGGAGGCUGACAUGCAAGACAUACGUGAAGGAUACGAGAGACUCCUCGACAGGAAGGAGGAAGAGCUGAGUGAAGUUUUGCUGAAGAUGGAAGUCUUGGGUAAUAGCUUGGAGGAGACAGAAGUAAAGCUGAAUGAAGUGCUGAAAGAUUAUAACUGCGCCUCUUCUCAGACGAGGGUUGAGUUGUCAGAGCCUCCUCAUGUUGACAGACAGCAGGAAAUAACCACACACCUCACCUUAAAUGACAGGAGGCAAGAAGCAAUAGACAGUGGACAAACGGCUAUCAGCUCAAAUACCACUGAUAUUGUCCAGAUAAAUGGCAACCACUCUGAUGAACAUAUGAGAAAUAGGUCUCGAUCGAUUGACCCAUCGUACCAGUGUGUGAUUACUGCAGGAGAUGAACCAGAACGGUUCCUGUCUGUGAUUCAGUUACUUGAAAGUAAGCUUUAUGAGACAGAGGAGAAGCUAAAGGACAUCACACAAAGACUGGAGGAUCACCAGAGUCACAUCAGCUUCCAGGACCCUCACCUCUACUCCCAGCUCACUCAGUGCCGAGCCACUGCCCAGCACCUCAGUCUGCUGCUUCACAGUCAGGUCAAACAAAGCCAGCGCUUUGCCCAAGAGACAGAGAACCGCUGCAGAAUGUUGGUUGGCAGGUUUCACGUGGCUCUGAACAUCAUACAGGCCUGCAGAGAGAGGCUCCAUGCCACUCCCAUUAAUGUUGCACACUUUGAGAAGCAGCUUGCCACUGCCGCUGCUUGUCUCCAGCAAGGAGAGGACGAUGCACAGAAACAACAGCAUGAAUCCUAUAAUGCCAGCAAAGGAGAGGACAAAAUCCCCAAUGAUGAGACAUUAGCUGGAGCUCAUGGUGGCAUUAGUGCUAAAAGUAAAACAUCUACUUCAGAGGAUGACAUAACAAGUGUUCGGAAGCAUUUAAAGAGGGAAUUAUUUGUAGUUGAAAAAAUGCUAACGGUGCUUCAGAAUCAGCAUGGCAUCGUCCAACUAUCCUUAGUUGCAAGAGGAGAUGAGGUGAAUGUGGCACACAGAUACAAAAGCUUAAUCUCCCAAAGAUUAGCCUUAAAAGCAGAACACUCCAGGACAGCAGAAUAUAACAGCAACGAACCUUUGGAAAGUGCAUUUGGUAGAUUCUGUGCUGAAGGUGAGCUCAUUUAUGCUGCCUUAAAAUUUCAGCGACAGCACGAGAGUCUUACUCAAGUGAAUUAUCCACAAGGCGAGCACCAAAAGAAGGGCUUGGCAGAUAUCAAUCCUCCAGAGCUGGCUCCGUAUCAGGAGCAAGUGAUGGUGGAGGGCAGAGUUCCAGAGGAGGCUACAAAGCCAGAUAAAAGAGAGCAAUUACAGGAGAAAAAGGUGGAAGCUGAGAAACAACCAGAAUGGAUGGAAAGACUUAUAUCCCGGCUAAAAAGAAGGAGGAAGUUCUUAAACCAACUCUGCCAGGAAACGUGUGAGGAAUCAGUCGGUGAGAGCAGUAUGGACUCCAGCAGGGAAAAUGAUUCACAGCUGGACAUGAACUGGAUGCAGGAGCAGGUCAAGUUGACAUAUUUGUCAGACAGGCUGCACUUAGAUUUAGAACAGGAGCUGCAGCAAAGUGAGUUGUUACAGAACAAACUGCAAGAUCUGUUCAAAAAACGAGACACCACAUUAUUGAACGAACGGGCAGCUUUUAAUCACACCCUGUGUCAGCUUGAGGAAGUUAACAGCGUUCUAAGAGAAGAACUAGAGCAGGCUGAGCAAAAGAUUAUAUCUGCAGAGAUUGGGAACCAGAGGCUUCUGGAAGACAUACAGAAAAUCCAGGAUUAUCAUGAGGAGCGGAUGCAAAAACUGGAAGCAAAAUUUCAAGACAAAAUACAGGAACUUCAGCAGAUACACGAAGACGAGAUGAAACACUUGCAUGGUUACUAUACCAAAGAGAAACAGAGCAAAAGUUGCACAGAGGUUCCUGUUUUCAGUGAAAGUAACUCCUCCUCAGAGCAGACUGCAUGGAUGGGAGGAGGUGAUGGACUGGAGGUGAGAGCGGCCGGCCAGAAACAGCUCCAGAAACCUGAGAAUCAUAGCGUGUCUGCUAUGGAGGAAGUGCAUAGGAAGCUGAUUGGGGAGCUACUGCAGCAGCAUCAGGUGGAGGUGGCAGCGCUGCAGAAAGAAAAAGACCAGCUGCUGCAGCAGGAGACAGCUGCUACUUUGGCAGCUAUCGUAGCCAUGAGAAGAGCCCACAAACAGGAGCUCGAGAAAAGCAGACAGUCCCAGCAAGUCAGAGAGAGGGGAGACGUCACGCAGCUGCAUACUGAAUAUAAGACAGAGAUCCAGUCAUUGCACAAGGAGCUGGAGGUGUUGUCAGUUCAGCACACUCAGAAAUGCCUGGAAAACUCUCAGCUGAGCCAAGAACUUCAGGAUGAGAGAAGAUCCUUGGCACAGUAUCAAAAAGAAAACCAGGAGCUCAAAGAGAAACAGAGAGAGACAGAUGAAAUGUGUGAGCUACAGUUCCCGUUAAAUGGGAAACAAUCACAUGUAAACGCACAUCCAAAUGACUUCUAUGAGGUGGAGGUGAUUCUGAGGGCAAGAGAUGCAGAGAUACAGUUCCUCAGACAGGAGGCCUGUUCACUCAGGGAAGAGCUGAAGAUUGCUCGAAAGGACAAAUUAUAUGCCCAGAACAAGCUGAAGGCUCUCUGCAUGCACAACCAGGACGAGCCGCAUCAUCACAUCAACAAUCUCAGCGACAGUGUCAAGUUUGCCACUUGGUCUCCCGGCAGAGACGCAUCAGCACAGAGCCUCAAGGAUUCCAUGACAAACACAAGUGACGCUGCUUUUCAGAAGAAAACUGAACAAUUACCACUCCCAUGUAAGAAGAGAGGAGGGAGGUCAAAGAGUUUGAAAGAUGGACUUUCAGCCCAAGAGAGAAUGAAGCUCUUUGAGUCGUUUUGAUCA